Peronospora matthiolae is the source of this 243-nucleotide messenger RNA. The record is from the annotation of a GenBank genome assembly. NCBI's taxonomy places the organism in Eukaryota, Oomycota, Peronosporomycetes, Peronosporales, Peronosporaceae.
AUGAGGUUCGACAUUUCCAAUGCAGUUGCAUGGGUGGACGCGCGGACAGAAACGACCACACGAUGGACUCAAGCCCCGAGGUGUGGAACACGAGAUCCGGGGCAUGCGUGCGAGUUGAAAGGCAAGGAACAUCGUCAGACACUAGGAGGCGGUAGGUUCAAGACUCCUGAUGUUGGCUGGAUCACUCCAAAUGACGCACAUGGGGCACCGAUCUGGCUGUUUACGGGGAGCCAGAGCUCCUAG